AUAAUAAUCAAUGUCAAGCUCCUAGUUUUGAAAAUGUUAUUUUCAUCAAUUAAAAAAAAGGUCCUCGCCUUCUCGGCGCACAAAUGACGUCACUUCAAAUUGCAUUUUUAGCUCGACUUUUAAAAUAAAGAAUAUCCCGAAACAUUUUGGGUCAAGGAAAUAAAGUCAAACCACUUAUUUCACAUUGUAACAUGAAAUAUGUAAUUUAAAAAACUAGCUGUUUUCGGUGUGGUGGUUGAGCGAAAUGAUGACGCCAUCAAACUGCAUCAGAAUUUAGCGGUAAGUUCAACGUCUCAGCGUCAAGCAAGCAACAACUUUCGUGGCGAACUGUGAUGUUGACGUACAUUUGGGUUAUUUUACUAAUUUCACAGUUAUCUUAGUAGUUUAUAACUUAUGGGAGCAAAAAGCCCACAAGCUAACUUGAUGCUAUCGAGGGUGGGUUUCUAAACCAAUGGAGGGUAGUUCGUCUUGUUCUUCUAUGCUUUCUGCGCCCCGUCAGCCGUCUUUCCUUUUGUCAACUUUGGAGCGCUUAUCCAACACUCCGUGCCUGAAACUCAGCGCUCAGGAGGCCCCUCCUGUCGCUGUCAUCGCCCUUCGGAGGUAUCUGUCUGAGCAGGCUGUGGAUCAGCAGCAGCCCGUCUUCUACAGCUACGACGUGACGGUCACAGACGGAUCUUGGCGAGCCAAAUGCUUUCUUCACCCCAGUUUAAACCACCUUGUGCACACCAACACUCUGAGGACAGGAAGUGACAUCAGCGUCAGGCAGUGCUCCUAUGUUUACAACGAGAGGAGGCUGGGAUGUGGUUACAUUUGUGUUGAGGCGCUGGUCUGUGACGCAGAGAAGUCCGCUCUUCUGCCCGGUGUUGAUGACAUCCGGUCAUUACCAGUUCUGGUGAAGCCUGGCAUGGAGAGGAGCAUGCUGCUGCACAGUGAUGUUCCUCUGCAGCCGGACUGCAGACACUACCUGCCCCUGUGGAACAACGACGAUCCAGAGGGGGACAUCUGGAUGUCAGAUUCUCCCUCCUCUGAAACAGUGCUGGACGUGUCAAAGGUCGCUCUCCUAGGUGGUCUGGAGUCCUAUCUCAGAUACUCAAAGAAGCCUUAUCCCCUCCUGGUAAAAAUAAUACACAAAUCCAGGUUAAGGUAUUACGGCAGGCCGGGACUCAAGAUUCAUUACCCCUAUCAGGCGUACUUUGAGGUUGCUGACAAGAGUGGCAUAAUGUCGCUUGUGCUUUGGAAUGAUCUUUGUCCCGAGUUUUACCAGAGAUUGAGUGUCGGCACGGUGCUGUAUCUCCAAAAUUACGCCCUGAAGAAGAGUUAUUCAAACAAAUCACGCCCACAAAUGAGCCACUACGGAAUGACAAACUUCACCUCUACUGAAAUCAGCUUGAACUAUCGUGAGCCGGCUGCUGUCAUCACCAUAGUCUCACCCAAGAGUGUCCAGCCUCAGUGGGGGCUCCCCGAGGUUUCCUACCAGUUCACCAGCAGGUCUGAGUUGGAGAAUCUGCCCGGUGAUUAUGUUUGUGAUGUCAUUGGUUUGGUAACAUUUGCUGGCCGUGUGGAAAGAGUCAUUAGCAAAGGCAACAAAGGUCCUGAUAAAUACUGGAGCUAUCGCUGGGUCCACGCUGUGGAUGGAACGUUUGACCAGCCUUUCAUCUUGGAGCUGUUUUCCACAUCUCAUCCUGAAAUCUUUGGUCACAUUUGUCCAAUGACCUACCUGGUGUGCACGCAGAUGCGAGUCUGUAAAGUGGAAGGCUCACAGCCCUACCUCUCAAGCAGCUGUGGAACAGAGAUCUUCAUCACAGGUUACCACAAGGGCCAGCCAUAUGUGGGUGACCCCAGGGUGAAAAGCUUCAUCCAGUGGACCAAAACUCUGAAGGACAACACAGUCAUGCAGAAGUCCACUGUUGGUGGCUAUUACUGCUAUCCUCACCCCCCACGGUUUUUUAAACAGACAGCAGCAAAAUCACCAGUUCCUCUGGUUUCUGCGGCCGACCUGAAGAAGGAGCUGGAGACUCUGCAAUACAGAGAACAUAAAAGAGUUGCUAUUCAGGGAUGGAUCACAGCAGUACGUUACACAGAAGCCCCAAGAUCCUCAGAGACUCAAACAAUGGAAGGCAAUGAGGUUUCAGAUGAUGAGCAAGAACAAGUUGGACCAGAACAACAAGCUUCUCCUCCAACAGUUAAGCAAACAUUUGCAGGUGGUUCAUUAUCCCCCUCCUCUGACAGAAGCUCAGCAAACAUAUUGAAAAUAAAAAAUCAUCAGAGUGAAACCACACCAUCCUGCCUGAAUCGUGGCAGCGCUUCAUCUAAAAGACACAGAAAUACACAUGGAAGGGAGGAAGAGGAGGUGGAUCAAGGUCAGGUCUGCAACGCUCCCUUCUGGGAAAUCAGCGGCUGGUCCAUACAGCAACAAGAACUCUCUGAACGUUUGUGUCAAGGCGGCCUGCACCAGGACAGCAUCUUUCGCAAGUUUGUGUUUGAUGAGAGGAUCACCCUGAUGCAGUGGUCUAACCUUCAGCCGGGGCAGUGGACGUCAGAGCCAAUAGCCGACCCCAUUCCACCUGCUUCCUGUCCCGGAUACUACCAGCUGACUAUUCUAGGUAUUAACAAGCAGAUGGCUGUCGAUGCUGCGUUUUUCCCUGUCGGGAACGUCGGCGAUCCCCGAGCUGUUGGUCUUCCUCAAGAUCCACACAACAACACCAUGUUGUCCUGCCUUUCAUCUGGUUUCCUGUUCCCGCUCAGCGGUGCAGCCCUUCCUCAGCCCGAGGAGAUCUUGGUGACGGCCUCAGAGCUGGAAGACAUGCAUCUGGUGUGCGUCCUGGAUCUUUGCCAUUUGGGUGGGAAUCAAGUGGAAGUCCUGAUGAACAAAGUUUAUAAAUUCACAGAAGUUUUCCCUGAUUAGAAACUGCAAAAAACUGUUAAAAAUGUACAAAAUUUUGCUUUCUUUUUGUAUUUUUAUAAUGAGCAAGAAAAUAAAAUUCUGCAGCUUUAA
Molecule: messenger RNA, 2995 nt
Organism: Nothobranchius furzeri (turquoise killifish)
Lineage: Eukaryota; Metazoa; Chordata; Actinopteri; Cyprinodontiformes; Nothobranchiidae
Gene: radx
Product: RPA1 related single stranded DNA binding protein
Biological process (GO): regulation of DNA repair
Cellular component (GO): replication fork
Molecular function (GO): single-stranded DNA binding
Source: RefSeq, a predicted model, not a curated record